AUGCUUCGGUUGCGUUUUGUUUCCCACAUACAGCUCCUGGAUGCGAUGCAUCUAUCUUGGAGGGCUGCACAGGAUGCGGCGUUUCUGGUGCAGUCGCGUGUUACCGAAGUCAGAGUAGCCUAUUCCAUCCCUAUCCCUCUCGAGCUGUUGAUGACUGGACUACGCAUUUGGGUCAAAUUACGUGGCCCAGGCAGUGUAGGACUCAGUGCGGAUGACUAUCUGAUUGUGUGGGCCACGGGCCUUGGCAUGAUGAUCACAGAUCGUUGGAGCCGCAGUGUGCGUCAGUGGACUGAUCUACGGUAUUCGAAGUUCUGCUUUCCACGACGGCGAGAUUCCAACAGUUCAUUGACAUGCCUAAUCUUAGGACCACCCUAUGGAUUCGGGCGUCACAAAGCGGCCCUUUCAGAUGAGCAGAUCGAAACGUUCAUGAUGGGGAAUUAUAUCUUCAGUCACUUCUAUAAUGCAGCCAUUGCCAGCACCAAACUCGCGGUGUUGGCGCUGUACUAUCGCAUCUUCGCGACGUUAAGGUUCCGCAUUGUGGUCCUCACCACGGCUGUGUUUGUGAUUCUGUGGCUAAUAACCAUGGAAAUUCUUCUGGGCCUGCAAUGUCGGCCCAUCUCGCGAUUCUGGGACUCAGAUGUGCCUGGAGAAUGUCUCAACCUCAUAAAAUUCACCUACUUCACCAACAUCACAAACCUGCUUACUGAUAUCUGGAUAUUUUCCAUGCCUUUGCCAGUCAUUUUCAAGCUCCAGAUGUCUCGGAAUCGGAAAAUUGCUCUCAGUUUUCUCUUCUCUAUUGGAUUGGCGUUAGUAACUUCCCACACACGUUACCUUACCUUUGCCAGAAGCACACUCAUCCUUCGCAGGACUUGCGCCAUUAGUGCUGCCCGUCUUUCUGUUGUAGUCGCGCAGGGUUCGUCCGAUUUUACGUGGGAUGGGGUGCCCUUAGGGAUCCUCUCCGCCUGGGAGCCGCUAGGCGGAAUCUUCUGUGCCAAUCUGCCUGUAAUCUAUCGCGCAGUAGUGACCAUGCUCUGGAACCUCAAACGGCUUGCGCCUGGACGGCCUUCUCGUACGAGCGACCCGAAUUCCCAGCCCUAUCUGGGCGCAGAGCAAUCUCAUCGAGCUUGGGCCCCCAUCUACCACAGCAGCGGCGCACCGAUGGACUACCACUUAGAAGCCUCUCGCACCAAAGCGGGCAGUCAGGUCACAGAGUUACAGCCGAUAAGUCGCAAUGUCAUCCAAGUGGACCAGUAUUUCGAGCAGCAGGUUCAUCACGAAGGCGAAGAGACCCCGUUGCGACCGAUACGAAUGGGAAACUCAUAG
Molecule: messenger RNA, 1323 nt
Organism: Aspergillus fumigatus Af293
Lineage: Eukaryota; Fungi; Ascomycota; Eurotiomycetes; Eurotiales; Aspergillaceae
Product: putative integral membrane protein PTH11-like
Source: RefSeq, a predicted model, not a curated record